Molecule: messenger RNA, 2047 nt
Organism: Manis javanica (Malayan pangolin)
Lineage: Eukaryota; Metazoa; Chordata; Mammalia; Pholidota; Manidae
Gene: POLR3F
Product: RNA polymerase III subunit F
Biological process (GO): transcription by RNA polymerase III
Cellular component (GO): RNA polymerase III complex
Source: RefSeq, a predicted model, not a curated record
CUUCCCCCUCGGCUAGAGCUUCGCCGUAGGCGUCGGAGGAUAUGCCUUCACAGAAGUUGCCAAGCGCUGAAAGGCGGUGUCCCAACUCUGAAUGAAGGAGCCUGGGUCUGACAUUCUGGAAAAUAAGAAUAACACGUAGCGGCGCGGGCGAGUGAGGCGGAGCAGGCGCGGCUUGGCCACCUCCAACGACAGACAAGGAAGGACCGGCUGCGACACGGAGAAGAAGGUCCUUCGCCCUAAUCAGGCGCUCUCCUCAGGGGUUCUCUGUUCCCAGGCUGGCUAUCUGAGCGCCUCUUCCCUCAAAGCCCAGGAACUGCGCCCUAAUGGCUGAGGUGAAGGUGAAGGUGCAGCCGCCCGACGCAGAUCCGGUCGAAAUAGAGAACAGGAUUAUAGAAUUAUGUCAUCAGUUUCCUCAUGGAAUCACAGACCAAGUAAUUCAAAAUGAAAUGCCUCAUAUAGAAGCCCAGCAGCGGGCAGUGGCCAUCAAUAGACUGUUGUCCAUGGGUCAGUUGGAUCUCUUAAGGAGCAAUACAGGCCUUCUGUAUAGAAUAAAGGAUUCUCAGAAUGCUGGUAAAAUGAAAGGAUCAGAUAACCAAGAAAAACUAGUAUAUCAAAUCAUAGAGGAUGCAGGAAACAAAGGAAUAUGGAGCAGAGAUAUCCGAUACAAAAGUAACUUGCCAUUAACAGAAAUUAACAAAAUUCUAAAGAACUUGGAAAGUAAAAAGCUUAUCAAAGCUGUUAAGUCUGUGGCAGCCUCAAAAAAGAAGGUGUAUAUGCUGUAUAACCUGCAGCCAGACCGGUCUGUGACUGGUGGAGCUUGGUAUAGUGACCAAGAUUUUGAAUCAGAAUUUGUAGAGGUGCUUAACCAACAGUGUUUCAAAUUCCUACAAACCAAGGCAGAAGCAGCACGAGACAGCAAGCAGAAUCCGAUGAUACAAAGAAAUAGUUCCUUUGCUUCAUCACAUGAGGUAGAGUUGUCCACAGAGGACAUUGAAACCAUCCUGAAUACCCUUAUCUAUGAUGGGAAAGUGGAGAUGACUAUCAUCGCUGCAAAAGAAGGCACAGUUGGCAGCGUGGAUGGACACAUGAAACUGUACAGGGCAGUCAAUCCAAUCAUCCCACCAACAGGUUUGGUCCGGGCUGCCUGUGGGCUCUGCCCGGUUUUUGAUGACUGCCAUGAAGGUGGUGAGAUUUCACCAUCUAACUGUAUUUACAUGACAGAGUGGCUUGAAUUUUAACAGUUAUGAACUUUACUGACAUUCUGUAAAUGAAGUUACUAUGGAGCAAAUAAUUUAAUUCAUGAUGGAACAUCAAAUUCUCUUGAAAGCAAACUAUACAAUAAUGGACAGAGGCUUGCUGCUGUGGAAAAAUAUAUUAUUAUCUAUGAAGACUAAAUUUAUAUUGACAGAGUAGCCAACAGAAUUUAAAGCUGGUAAGGUUAAUAGUGAAAUCCAUUUUUCAAUAAAUAAAAUACUUGGAGCUUCUGGAGGACCACUGUCAAGCCUUUCAAGACUUCUGAAGAUUCACAGAAAGAGAAGCGAACAAAUCCCUGUUUACCAAGUACAGUGUUAAUGGCUGGAGUUUAACAAUGCCCGUUUCAAAGUUAAGAUCAUCAUUGGAAAUGUUUUAUGUCUGGUUCACUCUCACCAUUUCUGUUUUCUGUUCUCAGUGGUUUUGUUGAGAAGAAAUUAAGCAGAGAAGGCAGGAAUACCAGGGGAAUAUACGCAAACUAGGAGCAUGCGUUGGGGGAGAGUGGAUCAUCCCUUUUCCACACACUAUUAAUUAAUCUUUAUGUCAGAGAUAUGUUUUCAGGUGAUUAUGUCUCUGUACUUGCCACAAACCCAAGUGAUGACUAACAUCAAGGAUAGGUUUUUAGCACCCAAACAUUACUAUUCACAUACUAAUAGAAAUAUUGUCAUUGGUCCUUUUUUAAAAAAAGUCUUAAAAAGUUUCAGACCUUGUCUCAGUUGUAUUAUUUGCCAGAACUUUCCCAUAGACUCUCACGUAACUAAAAUUAAAAAUAAUCUGUUGCCCUCCAUUUACAGUU